Sitodiplosis mosellana (orange wheat blossom midge) is the source of this 1077-nucleotide messenger RNA. RefSeq lists its product as uncharacterized. The record is from RefSeq and is a predicted model, not a curated record. NCBI's taxonomy places the organism in Eukaryota, Metazoa, Arthropoda, Insecta, Diptera, Cecidomyiidae. The coding region runs from base 71 to 979 and encodes 302 amino acids. The transcript has 6 exons.
ACUGAAAUAAGAUAUCCACAGAAAUCUCUAGAAAUCGCGACAAAAAGUGAAAAAAUAAUAGUCGGAAAUCAUGAAGACAGUAGCCACUUUACUCGCGUUUACUUUCAUUGCCUUAAAUUACGUGGAAGCAUGUGAUAAAUCCUCCUGUACUCCCACUCCAUCGCAUUAUGAAGAACUGGGUUGCGAGCCAAUUUUCGACGAAGAGAAAUGCUGUCCGAUUCGAUUCGAAUGCCCGGAGCGUCUCGAAAAUGGACCAAACGUCGGUUGCCAAUAUAGAGGCAGAUUAUACAAAGUUGGUGAAUCGAUCAAUGAACAAUUUCUACCAAAACGUUGUGAUGCAGAAUGUGUAUGCGAACAUUGGGCUGACGAGAAUACUUACAUGUGGAAUUGUCGCGGUAUUCCAAAGAACGAACUCAAUGAGUACGAGGCCGAAUAUAAACUCGCCCGAGAAUUGGAUCGAAAAAUUGAUGAGCAAACUCAUGAGCCAAUCGAACGAUGUGCAGGUUUUGCUGUCACCGACACUGCUGCAUUGGUGGCAUUAAAGAAGACCAAAUGUGUGUUCGAGGGUAUUGUUUAUAAAAAAGGCGAGAAAAUCACACCGGACGGUACAUGCAUCGAGUGCAUUUGCGAUGAACGCCUCAAAACUCAAGAUUUGGAUAUAAAUGUGCCACAGUGUCAGCGAAAGCAAUGUGCCAUCGGCGUCAGCGGUGAACAACACGAUUAUUUGAAUCGUGGAUGUGCUCCAGUUUAUGAUAAAACUGCUACGAUAUGCUGCCCAAUCGAGUGGAGAUGCCCCACACCAAAUGAUGUCAUCAAGAAGAGUGGCCUUCCUUUGACGAAUGAUCGAAAAAUGAAGUGCGCAUUUGGAGAAAAAUCGUUGAAUUUGCUCGAUCAAGUUUUGUAUGAAGAAGGUGACAAAUUGAAUUGCAAAUGCUACAUUCCUCCAAUGGUUCACUGUUUGAAAAAUGCGGUGGUUUAAUUAUUAACAAAGUCCAUUUUAAUUAGGAAAAAAUUGUCAAAUUGAGAUAUUGUUUUUUUUCAAUUAUUUUUUUAAAUAAAAAACUCUUUGAUACACGA